GGAACAAUCGCCACGGCGCCCUGAUGGGUCCAGAUCCAGCGAUUUCACACUGCUUGCAUUGCUUCCGAGGCACAGCUUACUUGCCUGCUCAGUGCUCGCUAUUGAUCCGCGCACUACCAGCGCGGCGCUGGUGCCGUAUCUCAUUCCCAAGGCGUGGAUCAGUCUCGCCAAGGUUCCUCAGCCCUCUCCUUCGCUUUGGCUCCCCUUUCUUCCGGCUUCCUUCUUGUUUCGCCGGACAACCCUGCCUGGGUGGUAUACCUUUCCCUCUGCUAUCAUCUCGUGGAUUCGGAGCGCUUUUCCAAGAUGGGGCAGCAGCCAAACUCUGGCGAGCUUGAAAUCUUUCCAAUCUGCUCGAAUCCUUCGGUGCUCAACGAGUUCUCAAAGCUUGCGCAGGUUUCGUACCGGGUCAGCGUACUCACCAGCCAAAUGAAACGUAACCUGACAGAGUGCCAGCUGCUGGAUUUGCAUCUCCAAAAUAUCAUCCGGCGCCUGAUGAAGGGGAUGUCGGAUGCAGAUCUGAGCUCCAUGUCCCUCGCCAACGCCCUGGCCACCCUUGAAAAAUGCUCCGAGGACGGCCUCAGCAAGAUCGAGAGCCUCGUCACCCUGUCUGACCGAGAAAUCCGGGAAGCGCUCUCACAACUGCACCAACUGCUGACCAGUGCCACCAAGACACUCCCAUUCGAUGCGACGUUCCACGAGGAGAGCUUGCGUUCGUAUCUCGACCAAGCAGCCCGGACAAAGGCAGAGCUAGUCAAUCCUACUGUGGUGGUGAGCGAGCUGGUCUACGAAACCGGAGACAGCCCCGCCCCUCUCCCAAACAGUUUCGCCCCCCUCCCAAACAGCAGUUCGACAAGCAACUUUGAUUCCGAGACCAGAGCCGCGGCACCGCCUGCCAAGAAAGGUCUACUCAGUCGCCGGUUCACAGCAGAUAAUAAGGCAAGCUUGAAAGGGAGCUCCGACGACAUCUCUCCUGAAGCCAAUCGGCAAAAUAGCACCUCGACAGACUCAAUUACGCCAGAUGUGCAGCCGAAAACCAUAAUGACCCUCAAUCGCUCGGCGAACACCAAGAACCGAGUCCGGUCGCUCACAAACCCACCUCCAGAUGCACCGGGAUCAAGCAUGCCGGAUCUGAUCAAGAAUGCCCUUGGAUCGUUCAAUCUUGGGAGAAACUUGAGUCCCGAGACAAAGUCCGAGCCCAAGGAACUCCAAGGCGAUGAUUCGCUCUCAAGAAAGCUGCGACAGAAGUCUGAAACAAAGAGAAAGUCGCCCAAGAUUGACGAGUCCUCAGUGCUCCCUCGCUCAGUCAUCAAAAGUUAUGUCUCCCAGUCCUUUGUGAACUCCGUGACGAUCUUGACCGACCCCAACCAUCCGGCGAUUCUGUUCAGCGGACAUGAAGACGGCACCGUCAGACAAUGGGACACGCAGAGUGGCGAGCUGAUGCGCCAGAUCGCUGCCCACACCGCACCGAUCUGGAGCGUCGAGGCACUCCGGGGCGAAGACUACACGCAGCACCGCCUCUACUCUGGUGCCGAGGACUACCUGAUGAAGGAAUGGGACGUCGAGACCGGAACCUUGACUCAGACCUACUCUGGCCAUACGAAUACCAUUCGCGCCAUUGCUGCAUACGAAGACCAUUUGUUUUCAGGAGGAUGGGACAACAAGAUCCGCCAGUGGGAUCGCCGCACCGGCAUGGAAGUCAAGUGCUUCAACGGCCACCGGAACUGGGUCACCUGCCUGUCGCUUAUCCACAACCCUCUGAGACUCUUCUCCGGUAGCUACGACGGUACCGUGCGCGAAUGGAAUGUCGACACUGGCGCGAUUCUGAGGGUCUUUGGAGGACCCACAUCGUGGAUCAUCAGUCUCCUCGUCGUUCCUGAUCUCGUUGAUUCGGGUGUUCGAGUCUUUACCGGAUGCGAAACGGGUAUAAUCACAGAAUGGGAUACCUCGGCUUCCAAGCAAGUCACGCUGUCGACUCCAAAGCGAGUAUACAAAUCACACGCCGACUGGGUGUGGGGGCUGUGCGUCGUCAACGGAAAGCUGUAUUCGGGGAGCUCCGACUGCACCAUUCGAGAAUGGGACUUGGAGCAAGGUACUCUCCUCAACAUCUUUGACAAACAAGGAGGUGCAGUCCUUGGCAUGGCCGGGCUGGAGCAUGAGUCGAGCAACAAGAACUGCAAGCUCUUUGCCGGAAGUGCAGACGGAUACGUUCGCGAGUGGAAGCUGGAAAAGAAAAUCAGAAGAGGCACACGAGCAAACAGCCAGUCCGGAAUAUCGCCUCUCGAGCGGCUCGAGGGGAGACACGAGCGGCGAACCUCGCUAGUGCCACCAGAGCCGAUGUUCUAG
Polychytrium aggregatum is the source of this 2343-nucleotide messenger RNA. RefSeq names its product WD40-repeat-containing domain protein. Gene Ontology annotation, molecular function: protein binding. The transcript has 4 exons. Bases 304 to 2343 code for a protein of 679 amino acids. NCBI's taxonomy places the organism in Eukaryota, Fungi, Chytridiomycota, Chytridiomycetes, Polychytriales. The record is from RefSeq and is a predicted model, not a curated record.